This is a messenger RNA of Solanum lycopersicum (tomato), 2037 nucleotides long. Its product is annotated as protein SENSITIVITY TO RED LIGHT REDUCED 1-like. Gene Ontology annotation, molecular function: nucleic acid binding; RNA-DNA hybrid ribonuclease activity. Gene Ontology annotation, biological process: microtubule-based process. Lineage: Eukaryota; Viridiplantae; Streptophyta; Magnoliopsida; Solanales; Solanaceae. Gene Ontology annotation, cellular component: cytoplasm; nucleus. The record is from RefSeq and is a predicted model, not a curated record.
ACUCAACAAAAUCGUUUCAUCGCACAGAAAAUAUCUUUUCCAUUGAUUUCCAUUGUUGAAGUUGAAUUCGACCUUCUCGUAGCAUGGAUUCGUAUCGUCAAGGUAGCUCUUCAAUGGCGAUAGUUUACUGAGGCAACAAUUGCAGGCUUGUAUUAAGUUCAGAACACAAGAGAGCGUUGCUGUGUUUUAGCUGUUUCUAAAUAGUGUUUAAACUGCUCAAGGCCAACAUUAAUUUGGACCUGAUAAAGAUGGAUUUUGGUGAGGAUAUGGAGUCAAAUGUUGAUUUUCACAUAAAUGAUGAGGCAAAAAGGAUGCUUAAAGAGAUUGAACUGGUGAAGAAGAAUGUUGAGAACUCUGAGCUCUAUGCUGGAAUGUGCUUGAAUCUCAAACAGAAUAAAACAAUUCAAAAACACUUCUUUCGUCUUUUAGGUGGCCAUUCACAUGUUCAGGUGGUAAUCUAUGGUUUGGGAAGCACCGAAUACAGUUUUAGUUCACAGUUUCAGCUUGCUGUAGUUCUCCUACUAAAACGAGAUUUUCCCAAUUGGAUUGGCAAUAUAGAAAUAUACGAUCCCUGCAUGUCUGCGGCUGAUAUCAUAUUUUUCGAGAAACUAGGUCUUGAGGUUCUCACCAAUGAUGAAAAUUGUAAGAGGAGAGCUCAGAGACCAACAAUGUUCUACAUGCCUAAUCCUUGUUGGUAUCUUAUUGGAAACCUCUUGGGAGCAAACUGGUCUUCAUCUUGUCUUAACAAGAUUUUUGUGCUGACAAACUCAUUUAGCUACACACUGACCAAUGCGCCUCGAUGUAGCACUUCUCUAGAAACAGUGAUACGCUUAGAGAGAAUUCUGGACUUCACAACAGAGGUUACCAUAGAAACUAGUGGCAAUCAGAAGUAUGCUAAUCUGUUCUCAGGAUUUGCCUGGCAUUUCUUUGACGUGGAUCCUAACAAUGACAUUGACAAACCGGGAUGCUAUUGGUUGGACAUGCAAAGGCAUCUUGAAGAAGGAUUUUUGGAAAAUAUGAGAAGUAAUAUGACUAGUGAGGAUUUUGCACAAAUUUGGAUUGAUUUUCGUGGGGCUCGGCGUUUAAGAUGCAAAAAUGUACCUCCUCCUCCAGGUUGCAUUAAGCUAAACAUCUAUGGUAUUGGUAGAAAGAGUGAUCAGCCAGGACGAUAUAGUGGCAUCUUCCAAGAUGAAAAAGGGAAGUGUUUUGAUAGGUAUAGGGGUGACAUUGAUGUUGAAGACAAUGUGAUUGCUGGACUAGAGGCCUUGAGGAUUGGGUUGGCAGGAUGCAUGGAAGGAAGGCCAAAUGCGCCAAAGUUGAUUGUGGAGUCCGACAAUGUUAUACUUGUCCACUAUGUUAAUGGUCUCCCUGAGCCAAAUGACACAGCCAUGCGCUGGUUGGGAGAAAUUUUCGACAUGCUGAAACAUAUAGCUUGUGUAGUUUGCCAUAUCUACGAAGAAGCCAAUGAAGCUUCUAGAGAUUUAGCUCUGAAAGGUGAAUGUCAUAGAUAGCUUUGUAGUUUACUCAAAUUCAGUUUGCAUUUUAUGGCAAAUAGAUUGUUUCUGUUUUAAUUGCCAGUUUUUUCUACAGAAUUGCUUGCGUCUUUUGGAAUCUACAAAUGAUUGGAAAUCUUAGGAGUAUGUAUAUAUGGGCUAUAUUCUCUUUUAUGGAUUACAUGUCUAUUUUGCUCAUACCAAUAAAUGUAGUGUAGUUGGGAUCGCUGAUAAAGCAUGAAAAAAGCUACACUAAAUGAAAUAUUUUUCUUCAUUGCCCUUACUAGAAUGUUGUUGUUCCAAACGCCCCUCUUUCGCCUACGGAAACAUCCCUCCUCCAACCGUAAAAACAAGUCAAAAUUAGGUUUUGAGAGAUGCGUUAUAAGCUAGCUCCACCAGAGGAACAAGUACUAUAUAUAUGACCAGCAGUUUUUAGGCAACAGAGUGAAGUAAACACCACGCUUAGGUUGAGAAGAAAACUCAUUACUACAAAGAAAUUCCUAUUUAUAACUACAAAGUUAAACGAAAACAUUGAAAGAAGAAA